Messenger RNA from Dermacentor andersoni, 9085 nucleotides. Its product is annotated as TWiK family of potassium channels protein 7-like. Gene Ontology annotation, molecular function: outward rectifier potassium channel activity; potassium ion leak channel activity. Gene Ontology annotation, cellular component: plasma membrane. Gene Ontology annotation, biological process: potassium ion transmembrane transport; stabilization of membrane potential. The record is from RefSeq and is a predicted model, not a curated record. Lineage: Eukaryota; Metazoa; Arthropoda; Arachnida; Ixodida; Ixodidae.
GCGGCCACGGUGUUCGACGCGCGAGCUCGCCUUCCUGUGUUCCCCGGCGGCGGGAAGAGCCCGGUUCGCGUCGCGCAGGCGCGUAGGCGCUCUGCGGCGACGCACUGCCCCCUCCGGCCGCAGCAGUGCGCAGCCAUGCUGGCCGGCUCAUGGACGGGGCGACUGGCGGCGCGGCCUCGCUGAGCAGCCCAUGGAGCGCAAGCGGUCCUCCCGCCGGCAUCACCACGGAGCCGGCGGGGCGGCCGCGUCGGCCGUGGCGCCGCCCGAGAACCGCUGCAAGUCGUGUUGCCGCAAAUUCACCGCGUUCCUCUUUUCACACGUGGGUCUGUGCGCGCUCGUCGUCGGCUACAGCAUCUUGGGCGCAUUCGCCUUCCGCGCGCUCGAAGCGCCCUACGAGGUUGAGAAGGCCAGCCAGGUGAUAGCCAUGCGCCGCGAUACCGUGACGCGCCUGUGGGAGAUCACGGACCGGCUAAACGUGCUCUACAAGGAGAACUGGACAGCCGCGGUGUCCCACGAGAUACUGGACUUCCAGGCGCGGCUCAUAGCCGCCGUUAAGGACGGCUACGACGGCAAGGAGAUUGGCACGGGCGGACAGCAGUGGUCCUUCUCGGGGGCUUUUCUCUACUCCCUCACUGUCAUCACAACAAUCGGGUACGGCAACAUAGCGCCUCGCACCAACUGGGGAAAAAUUGUGACCAUCCUGUACGCCAUCGUCGGCAUCCCUCUGAUGCUGCUCUACCUGACCAACAUCGGCGACAUUCUAGCCAAGGCGUUCCGAUACGUGUACGGCAAGCUGUGCACGUGCAGGCCGAGCGGCACGCAGCGCAGGCGCCGUGUGCCCCUGCAAGCGAACCACCUGCAGCGCAACUCGGUGGCCGAGAACUACCGAGUGCACCACAUUGUCUCGCACAAUGCGCUCGACGGACAGGAGAAGCUGCGUGCCUGCGAUGACCAGGUCCGUAUCGAGAACCUGGCCACGGGUGACGACGAGAUGUACGAGGACGGCGCCAGCAAACCCAGAGUGUCGGUGCCGAUCACGCUAUGCUUUGUCAUCAUGAUCGGCUACAUCUCCGGAGGCGCCGUCAUCUUCUCGCUCUGGGAGGGCUGGGAGUUUCUCGAUGGCUCCUACUUCUGCUUCGUCACGCUGAGCACUAUCGGCUUCGGUGACUUGGUGCCGGGUGACACGGUCGUCUCAGACAGCGGCUCUCAGGAGAAGCUCGUGAUCUGCUCGCUCUACCUCCUGGUUGGCAUGGCGUUGAUAGCUAUGUGCUUCAACCUAAUGCAGGAGGAAGUUAUUUACAAAGUGAGAAACUGUGGCAAACGCAUCGGGAUCAUCAAGGACGCCGACGACGACGAGGACUUCUCCUGAGAUGGGCUGCUGCGUCCACUACUUCUGCCAAAAGGGGCGUUGCGCCCCAUUGUCCUUCUUCAUCGGUUAGCUGGAAAAAAUAAGUCCCUUUGAGCGCGAUUGCAAGCUAUGGUUUCUGUGCUGGUUCUGUUCGCUGCGACAUGACGUGAUUGCGAAAGUACUCCGUGCUCGAGUCAGUCUGAAAUCGAUUUGUUUAGAACUUGAAUUAGAAGUACGAUUGAUUGGGCUGUCCUAGCGCUGCUCCUCGACACGAACUAAGGAGGGACAGGCGACCGUGCUGUUACGAUUUCCCGCUCUUCCCCAGUGUUGUCGCUCUAGGGGCCGUGCGCCGACUGACCAAAGAGCAUGGCGGCGCCCGUCUUCUUCCCGAACUCGUAACCUGUACUGCGGCCCCGAUUCAUAGCAGAGCCGUUACCCGAAACCGCCGCAUUGGUGUUUGAGAUCUACGGCAUAAUUUGCUGCUUUCAUUCUAGAAGGCAUUGCUGUAUGGAGCAGAUCACCAUAAAGUAAGAGCGGAAACCAGACCAGAGAGCAGUGAGAGACCGCGUUGCUCAGCUGUGCACCAGAAGACCGACUUAAAGCAAUACAGCAGGCCGAUGACGCCGCCAGGGCCCAAGGGCUCUAGGCCAUCAUAUAGGUAGAGAGGCCUUGGUCUCAAAUCUGCUGUUCUAAAAUAAAGUUUAUUCCUCCUCCUCCUGCGAUUUUUAUAAUUAGUGCCCUUCGUCGUCUUUUUCUUGCUAAUGGUGGCCGUACCGGCACUGAUAAGCGUAGAGAAACGAAGCUCAUAACCAGUUUACCGAGGCGUAAUCGGCCUGGUCAGUCAAUGAGAUGACGCCAGCAGGUAUAUAUUUCAAAGAACAUUGACAGGCCAUGUUACCUCUUGCAAAGGGAAGUCUUUAACCCUUUGAUGCCCAAAACGUUAUUUCAAUAUGGAGUAUCAGAGAAACUUUGCCAUGCACAAAGGACGGACAAAAUAUGCGAAUUAUGCUGUCAGAAAAAAUUGGCAGUGGCUUAGCUCGGCUAUGCCAGGUUAUACGUAGCGAAAGCUAAGGCAUAGUAUGGUUAGCCUUGGUAAAACUUGAUUGCAAGUCCAGGUUAGUCUGGUUGUCUAGCUAUGUUGCGGCGUUUAGCCAGUCGUUCGGCGAGCUGUUCGUCUGUUUCCUGGGCGAUCCGUUUCCUCUUCAUCGCGUUCCGAUGUCGAUUCCAGGCCUCCUCCUGCUUAUCAGAAUUGUCGAGAUCCAUACUGCCGCCUCAACUGUGACUGCGGCGCACGCGCGCUCCUUUUCAAUCCUCUGACAUGUUAUCAGGCAUGCGACGCAGCUGGUGAAAUGAGCGGAGGCGAACGCAAUGACGAGGAACGCGAUGUUGCGUCAUGUACCUCCUCGGAGCACGGCCACGGCGAAAUCGCAAGUUCGCGGCCAGUAAAGCCUUUAAAAAUUAUCUUUAUUCAAGACUGCAUAAUGAGGUGUUAACAUUGGGCAUCUGUGGUCCUCCUUCACAUGGAAUGCCUUGAAGCAGUUGCGGCUUAGAAGGAAACAUAGGUGCAUGUUACACUCUGCACAGUGUAGAAAAAUGUAGCCCGAUUUGCAGUACUUACACCAGUUCUUCUUUUCACCGUACUGAGGCCAGUGAUUCAUGCCAUCAUACGUCACGUCCACUGUGGGCCUUGGUGUCACCCGACAAUUGGUCAUCUGUUUUGCAGGCGAAUUCCAAGCUCGGUGGCGGCACCUGAUCUUCUGUUCAAUGGCUUCGACUUCACGAGUGCGAGGGUCUGGGCGAUUUUAGCUCGAAGGGUCAGGAGUGACAACUUUCUUUUGAUGGACAGCUGAGCACAGUGACGUUUCUACAGCAGCCACCCAUUGCCAACUGAAGCAUCAAUCAUCAAAAAAAAUAUCAGCAUAUACCAUGUUUUGGACUUGUGGUCCGUGCGAUAAAGCUCAAUUAGCAUAUCAGCGAGAUCAACACCUCCCAUGAAGGCAUCACACCCUUACGGCAAAAGGGCGUGGAACAUCGACGAUAUGCUUUUCCUUGCUGUUCCAACGGUUACAUAUGUCGGUUGGUUGGACACCAGCGUCGCUAGACACGAGGUAGACGGAGCUGUUAUCAAACCGUUUGACGAUUCCAAUAUUAGACUCCUCACCCAAGCGAAAAUCCACGGAGCCUCUUCCAUGCGCCUUGAAAACUGCAUCAACAGCCAGCGGGCACUUCUCUGUCCUGUCGACCCUGAUGGUGCCAACACACAGGAAUCCUUUGCGCCUCAGCUCCUCCACAAGGCGCAGGCUGGUAAACCAGGUAUCCAAAAAUAACUUAUGCCUUUUGUGCUCUGGAAGAUCUUUCACCAGAUCGAUGACUAUAUCGCCGGAGAUGCCGAACCCGUGGUCGUGCGCAGUGCCUUUACCUUCAUAGAUGAUGAAGUCGUGCAUGAUGCCAGCAGAAUCUGCCCUCGUGAAAACUUUAUAACCCCACUUGUCAGGCUUCGAUUUCAUGUACUGCUUUAGGGGUGACCUCCUCUUGAAUGGAAUAAUAUGUUCAAUACUUUGCCGCUUCUCUGGGGCCACAGCCUUCAUGUUCUUCUUCAGUCGGUCUACACGUGGGCGCACCUUGAAAAGGCGGUCGUGGCCCUCGGAGUCCCGUGGUACUGCCUGCAAAUUGUCGUUCAUGUGUAGGCACUGAUGUAUGCCCUCGAAGCGAUUCCUCGACAUGAGAUACGCCACAGGCGCAAAUCUUGUGCCGCACUGCCAAAAUAUGCGGAAAUGAGGUACCCUCACUGUCCCUAAAAUCACCAAUAUGGAAAGAUACUUCGUCAUUUCCUCCUCGCUGAUGUUCGCACAGAUGCCUUUCUUCUGGGUAAAAUACAGAUUUAAUUGAUAGCACAGUGUGGCUACCAUAUCUUCAUCAAAAAACGAACAAAAGUAUUCAUAAGGGCUUAGCACCUCGUCAGGCGGUGAGAGCAGCUCCCCCUUCUAGUCAGUGUCAUCAAGCGAAAGGUCUUCUCUCCUGCAUGGUCUGCGAACGUUUUCUUUCUUUUGCUUGCGCGGAGCCACCGAGUGGACACGUGAAGCACCCGGCAAAGCUUCAACAUUAUCGCCUGACAUUCCUUCAUCAUUUUCUACGCACGGCUCUUUGUCGCGAAGAUUGGUCGCUAUUUCUAGUGGACAGGUAUCAAUCAAUUUUCGAGCAUUUCUCGGAUCAUAGUCGGGGUCAUCCGGGUCGCUGCUGAAGUCGGCGUCGGACAAUUCACCGUCCGGAAGAAAGAUGAGCUCCUGAAUUUCAUCAUCAGUAAGCCACUUUUUUUCUGUUGAUAUCGCCAUCUGUAUAUGAAAGACUUAAAAUAUGACCUUAUGAGGAACGCUUAUUCUAUUCGACAGAAUGAACACUCUGCUAUUGCUUUGCUUUACCUUCAGCACAGCAAAAACUACCAGAAACGAUAUCUCCCUACAUGUGAUCAUGCCUCCGCAAAUGCCCGUUGUUGCUCCUGGGCAACACCACUUUUGGCGCGUAAACCUUUGUUGUACAAAUUGCGGCCACACCGGUUAGCCUCCUCAUAAAUGUCGUACGAGGUCUUAUGAGCUAUUCUAAGUCGGACAGUUGUCAUAGUAGUGUCCUAUACCGCCGUAGCUGAACAAAUUUACUCGUGUGUGCGGUCCUUGCACUGGCACCUGUCAGAACAGUCACGAAAAGAACAACAAAGGGGUGGUGCUGCCAUCUCUACGUACUUACUUUAAGCUCAAGAUGCUCGCUAGUCUUGGUACAUUCCACAGAUGGCACUAGCGGUAUCGUUCAGCAGAGCGCGUUAAAGACAGAAAAAUAGUUUUGAGGCUGUUGCUCCUGGGCAACAGUGGGCAAAGGGUUUAGAAAACGUUCACGGCACAAAACCAAAUGAAAGACGGCCAGUUUUCGUCAAUUAGGAGGAGCUAUUACAUAAAGCUCUUCCAAUCUGCUUGUGUACAAUUUCCUUCGUUAGCCCUCCGCGAUUAGUCAGACAUUUUAGGCGCAACACCCACUUCGCCAGUCAGUCACGAUACUUCACCACAAGGACAGAAGAACACCCCAUCUCAAGAUUACGCAUACACUACGAUUAUGUAUGAUAAUACGGAACAAAAGAAAAAGGGUUCUUUCCGAUUCUGCGCCUUUUUGACUGUCAGCCUUCCGCAAAUGGUAAAAAUGUUUUCAGGCAAUGUCUAGUUCGCCUGUCUGCCACGCGACGCCGAACAACCGCGGAAAGUAACCACUUCAAACUGACCUGUACGCAAGAACGAUAACAAAAAUUAUGGGGUUUAACGUGCCAAAACCACUUUCUGAUUAUUAGGCACGCCGUAGCGGAGGGCUCCGGAACUUUCGACCACCUGGGGUUCUUUAACGUGCACCUAAAUCUAAGUACACGGGUGUUUUCGCAUUUCGCCCCCAUCGAAAUGCGGCCGCUGCGGCCGGGAUUCGAUUCCGCGACCUCGUGCUCAGCAGCCCAACACCACAGCCACUGAACAACCAGAGCGUGUGCGCAACAACGAUGCAUUGAUAUGCUGAACAAAACUGAGCAUGUAAUGGAAUAGCGGGAGACUGCCUCGAACCGAAAGGAAUAGAAGGUCGCUGUUCAGUGAUGGUUCCGUGUUGUGCACUCGGACAUGCUGCAAGAAGUGGUUUCCUUUUGCACACAUUUUUUUCCCUGGCACUAUAACUUUCUAAAUCUUUUUAGGCACGUGUACAAAAUGGCUUUCCAAAAUGUUUUCGGAGCAUCCGUUUCGUCGUCAUUUUUACGCAUCGUUGUACGCCCUCGAAAUCGUCGACGAUCCACCGCAGUCUAAGCAGGGGGAAGCGGACCAAUCGGAGACUGGCGCCUCUCUCCACAUCCGGCUAUAUAUUUUCACUGCGCUAACUUCGCCCCACUCAAACCUUCUCCUAUCCUCUGCGCUCCUUGCCUCUCGACAGCCAAUUGUAUAAGAAAAACCUGUCGCGGUAGGCCAUUUAACACCAAGCAAAGGUUACCUCAUGUGCACAAAAACAAAAGUUCGAUUAGACUCGACACAACCUUGUGGGUCGGCGCCUUUCCUAGCGUCGUUGGCUAGCAAAUUUUAAUCCCGGCCACGGCGGCCACAUUUCGAUGGGGGCGAAAUGCGAAAACACCCGUGUACUUUGAUUAAGGUGCACUUUAAAGAACCCCAGGUGGUCGAAAUCUCCGGAGUCCUCCACUACGGCGCGCCUCAUAAUGAGAAAGUGGUUUUGGCACGUGAACCCCAUAAUUUCUUUUUUAAAUUUUAGUAAAUUUUAAUUCAGGCUAUUGGUUCAUGAUAUUGGAAUAAAGCAGGAAUGCAAUAACUUUACGUUAUAGCGCCUUAGAGGCCCAGCUUGUUGUACUACCAAAUAAUGUUCUGUCAGAUUCUACAACAGUGCUGCGCGAAAUCAGACGAACACAAUGCGCAUGCGGCAGUUAACAGCCCGAUACCACAUAUUUUGUUCGAAUGAUAUACGCCUGGAUGUGUGCACAUUCAUUUGUUGCUACACACGCACGCGGGUCCUCUGCGCAUGAAUGACAACCCCUCGCGUAUCCAUAUACUAUCACAGAAUAGGAUAACUGGGCGAGAUUGUUUACUUGCACCCUGCAGCUGUAAAAACACACUAUGACGAGAACGAAGAGAGUGGACAGAAUGAGGCGCUUAUUCAAAACUCAAAAAAUUUAUUGAAAGGAAACAAAUAUGUAGACAACCCGUGAUAUUUGGCUGAUACUUGACGUGAUACUGGCCGUAUGUGAUACUUGACGCAUGCGCAGCCGUCCUACUCAGUUUCUGUGUACAUAUUUCGGUUCUUUCAAGAAAAUCUUGCAGUUGGGAGUAAGCGCCUCGUCCUGUCCAUUUUCUUCGUUCUCGUCUUUGUAUGCUUUUACCGUUUCAAGAUCAAUAUACUAUCUUUCGAAUAAACUUGGUAGUGGGUUUCUCAAUCGCCCGGACCCCCCUUCGCAACAUAAUUGUCGCAACCUGUGCUUCCUGUACUCGGAAUAGUACGCGCCACCUAACCGAACUUGCUAAAUUGGGUCUUUACUCGCGCUGUCUGCGUCAAAGAAAACCUUUCUUUUUCGCAAGCAAAUUGUUUUGUGACCUAACGCUACUCAUCGACACGUGUCUGCGUGGGUAUUUAAUUUGUGCAGCAAAGCCCAUCCACGAAGAUCAACCGCCAUUAGAAUUCAGGCUUCGUAGAGGCUAAAAGACAGAACCGGUAUUUCACCACACGCGCGCUUCAAAAGCCGCUUUUCCAGCGACCCCGAAGUGCUCUGCAGUGUCACUGAGCCUGUCCAGCGAGAAGUCAGCCUCAUUCUUGAUGAUCUCGCCUUCUUCAUCGCGUAAUGAUGCAAGCUCGCCCACGGCAAAGCUGCGGAAGUGCCGCCUACGAAGGACUCCAGACCGCUGUCCGCAAGAUCACGUCUCCUGUGUCUCUAGCGUGCCGUCCUCAACUAUGCUUCGCCAGACUUUAGAAGUGUUAAUGCGCGAGUGCUUGUGCGUAUCGGUCAUGUACGUUUUUCACUGUGCUGUUCGACGAAGCAGAAUACGCACAUCGGACAUCGCUCUUGUGAUACUGCAACGACGGCCACUCCACUCUGUCUACAAAGACUGUGCAUGCAGUGUUGUCGGGUGGACUCUGUUGUUCAGUGCUGUUGAAGUGACUGUAAAAAGAAACUUGUUGGUAUACGUAUGUAACUGGGAUAUAUAUAUAUAUAUAUAUAUAUAUAUAUAUAUAUAUAUAUAUAUAUAUAUAUAUGCGCCUUGGCCAACUUUAUCGUCGUAUAUGAUUUCCUGUUUCCGCCUUUCUGUUUCCAAGAGCGGUUCUCGUGGCACAGAUAUAGGCAUUUACCUUCCUUGUAUACCGCAGAAGCAACGCGUGCAUGUACAGGGCCUUUUUUAAGCCGAAAGUGAUGUGAAUGCCAAAUUCCUUUGUACUAUUCGUCCUUGUAGCGUCAAGUUUGUUGCAUCUUUAGGUUCCUCGAAUGUAGUGGCCAUGCCAAAAAUACCAUGUGCUGUAUUUUUUUUCUUUUACACGUGUGAUCAGUGCAUAUUAGGUCGCAUGCCAGUUUGCAUGCCUGUUUUAUUUAGGUUGGCGUCGUGGUGUCUGUAUGAUUCCACAAGUCUUAGAUAGGUGAGCGACAUCUCAAAAAUUGUCUGCAGCGCGCGAAUUUGUAUAGUUCCUGUUCGUGAUUUCUUUUUCUUGCGGGAAAAGCUGAAGUCGAAUAUGAAAGAAUGCAGCUUGUAAUCUUUUUCGGGAGCAGCAAUGAUCCAAAGGCACUGUUUUAAGCUGGCAUUCCUACAGCUAACCUAUGUUAGCUGCUGCUAAAUAAAGUUAAAUUCUUAAAGAAGUAUAAUGCAUUUUAUUGAAACCUAUUAGAAAAAAUAAUCAAUAAAAACCCUCAAAGGUACAAGCCACUCUCUUGGCUACUGAUGGUGCCUCUGUUCAAUCCUGUCGAAGCCCCACCUGAAGAUUACAGCAUUCAGCAUAUCUUGUAAAAUAAAACAGACGGAUCCGACUCAUGAGUGCUCGUAACUUUAUUGAUUUAAUGCCUACUUUUGUCUUUAUUGUUCUUAUAUCGCGCCACUGGAACGUUUAGAUUUCUCCAUUCCUUUUCAAUGUCAGUUAGCGACGUGUUUGUAUGCCGUAAUAGAGGUAAAGUUGUAUAAGUUCCAAGUGCCACAAACAUAAUGAUAAAACUUGAAAAUAAAGUGUUUAGUUGAACUA